Saccoglossus kowalevskii is the source of this 3219-nucleotide messenger RNA. Its product is annotated as cyclic nucleotide-binding domain-containing protein 2-like. Lineage: Eukaryota; Metazoa; Hemichordata; Enteropneusta; Harrimaniidae. The record is from RefSeq and is a predicted model, not a curated record.
UUUAUCCGAUUGUGGUACGCGUUCAAUUGAGCACAGCGUUCGUUCGUUGGUGCAUUAUAUAUGUCGUCUCACUCACGAUGAUGGCUACCAAGACAUUCGCGUCCAGUGUCCCGAGCGGCACGGGGAGUACAAACACGAAUCAAAACACCAAGGCUGUACAAGCGAUUCAAGUCCUGUCGCGAUGGCGAUCCGGAAUGAGGUCCACACGGCUCCGACAUCGUCGGCUAUCAGCGUCCCGUUUCGUGCCGACAGGCGGGAAUCACGGUGGCGUAAACGACCAUGGCAGACAUGAAGCAGUGCCGCAAACCCAAAUACAAACUAAAUGGAUUUCGCUUUUACGAAAUAAAGGAUUCGCUCACUUGAAGGCACCCACGAAAGAUGAGAUGCGACAGGAAAAGAAGAAAUCAAUGAUCAGAGGACUGAAAGCGGAUCCGCCUCUGAUCCGGUUCCGACGAGCAGUUCGGAUUGUACAGACGUUACUCAGAGCGCUCACCACUUCCGACAGAGAGGCGAGGUUACGUAAUUCUGAGUUGAAAUUCCUCCUAUAUUCACCAGAAGAUAGCCUUGAUUCAACGAUAGGCGGGUCUGGGCUCUACUUUGACGUAUCUUAUUACAAAGCCAAAAAAGAGACGCAUAUUAGUCCCGAUGCCAAGGCCAUAUUGUCCAUGCCACCCGAAGAACGGACGGAAGAACAACAAAAAGUGGCUUUACUGUCGCUCAAAAAUGCAGUCGAAUCCUUUGCAGAAUUCCCCAAGAAAAUGCAGCAUUCCCUUGUCAGGGUUGGUUGGUAUGAAAGUUACGAGGCUUCCAGAGUUAUUAUUAGACAAGGCCACCACGCUGAGAAUUUCUAUAUGAUUCUUUGUGGCACUGCCGUUGUGACGUUAUCCACGAGGAAUUCUAAGACCGGUGAAACGAACAUGAAUACAGUAGCAUUCCUUAAGAAAGGAAACAGCUUUGGGGAACUUGCUAUAAUGCACCAUUCAAAGAGAACUGCCACCGUAAGCUGCCAAGACGGCGUUGAACUGCUAGCUGUGGGCAGAGAGGAUUUCGUUGACAUUUUUAUGCACAGGAGCGAGGGAGCUGAGCCUGAGUUCAUACAAUACUUACGGACAUUGGUCGAAUUUCAGGGUUGGCCAGUACAUCAACUACCAAACGACGAUCCCAAAAUUUGUCUUUAUAUGUUUUUUCGUCGGGGCUGUGUUAUAUGUAAAGACAGCAACCAAACGGAUUGGAUAUACGUCAUUAAAUCGGGUUCUUGUCGCGUGUUGAAGAAAUUACAAGCUACAAAGCCGGACAUCCGAGGACUUCGAUCAGUAGUACCGAACGCACAGAUACCCUUAAGUCCCAGGAGUAGAGCAGGCGAACGGUCGAUGACCUCUCUUUCAAAAAGCCACCCUUUGCCAAGGGUAGUUCGAACACGACCGAGUACCGUGUCGUCACUGAAAGAUCCAGAACCUCAACGGAAGAAGUCGUUACCAUCGAUACGAGUUAAAAGUCCCGGUCAAGUGAGCAAAGACACUGAGGAGUUUGAGAAAAAACUCGAAGAAGAGCGAAUGGAAACGAGGUCACUGAAUGGAAGGGAUCGUAGUUCACAACCAUCGUCACCGAGGGCGGCAUUCAGUGUUAAGUGUGAAUCGCCACCGCCAAGAUCAAGACGAGCACCAAAAAAUGUAUACGUACAACUGCAAAAACUUGUAGAAAAAGACAUAUUUGGCCUUAUUCCCAUAAUUCUAGGAGAGGUAGAGGGCGGUUCAAUGAGCACAGUGCUAGUCUCAGACGGAGCGGAGUGUAUACUAAUCAACAAGAAAUUCUUCUUACAACAUCUUACACAAUCACAACGGAAAAGGUUGCGUUUAAUGUUACGGCCCUAUCCGACGGAAGGAAGUCUACAACAACGUCUGCAGGACCAGACGAAUUGGCAGGCCUACAAAAGUAUGAUGAUGAGCACUAUGCCAAGUUUUCAACAACAGUUUCACACGGAAGACCUCCGUUUAUAAGGUUACAAAUCACAACAAAACGGGAAAGCUCAAAAAUGUCAUGAAAACAUUCAACCUAGACUUCUUGGUCGGUCAUUGACCAUAUAUGGAGGUCAAAACAAGAUGGAGGGAGAUGAAUUGACCGAACGAUACAGCAUCAGUGUGUAUGAUUUUGGUGGAUUGGGCGAAUGCUUACCAAAAUCCGUAGUGGUGCUUCGGCUGUGUUGUUGUCUAUUUACAUUGACAUUUCGAAUGAGGAAGGUGGCUACCCAGUCAGACCAAUCAAAGAGCAGCUUAUUUAUCAGACCAAUCAAAGAGCAGCUUCUUUGUUGACAGGUUUUGUAUGCUCGGGCUCAACUGAACGAUUGCGAUUGCUGACUGUAACGUCAGCUGGAGGAACGCAGCCGAUGGCUCUUUGAUCAACAAGUCGUGCAGGCCGUGUACAGCUGACUGCUGCUGGUAGGCAUGUUAGGGAUGGCCAAGACUCGUGUUUGCUAGGAUAGUGACGAUGCAUGCUACAAACUGAAAAUAUGGUGUAAUGAAUCCAAACACUAACUGUUGUAUAAUAAGGGAUGAACUUGUGUUGGGAGAUGUGGCUAUCAUAAUGACGAUGUUGAGUUGUCGUAAUGUUGUGGACAUCUGAGCUGUCGUUGGAAUGUUAUUAUAGACAGAUGUUAAAUAACGUGUCCUUAUAGUUUUAUGGCGAUGUUGAGAUACUUUCAGGACUAGGUUUCGUCGCAAAGGUGGGGUGUUGUCGCGAUGUUGAGCCAUCGUCGCAUUGUUGAUGUGGUGUGGCGUUGUUAUGACCACGUUAAUAGCUAUCAUCGUGUUGUCAUGGUGCUGUGGCGAUGUUAAGUUGUCGUCGCAAUAUUGUGGUCACAUAUUACAGAUAUAUAUACAUAUAUAUAGGAUAUAUAGUGCUGAGCAGAUGCGUGAACAUCCGUUACAGUUGUAAAUAAAAAAUCUUUUCGCAUUACUUUUGAGAAAAUAUAUAGAGGAAAACAACAGCUGCUAUAUGUGUUAUAUCGAUACUUUGCUGAAGGUGCCGAUUAAUAUUCAAGACAAAAAGAAAACAAUUUCCGCUUUAUUCCGUCCGCUACUGUCGCCACCAACGGCAGAAAAAUGCCUAUAUGGCGUCUAUAGGGGGCGCUGUCUUAUGUAAAUUGUUAUUUAUCGCAAUUGCGUGUACCAUAUUGUAAAAAAACAGAUGUUGAAAUCAGAAUAAAUAUAACAUGUUUUAAUU